UAUACAUCCCCAAAGAAGAAGGUGACUCCAGUGCAAAAAUAUCUCAGUCCAUUAGUUUGGUGCAGACAAGUGUUGGAUUACCCAAGUCCUGAUGUUGAAUGUGCUAAAAAGUCACUGAUCCACAAGCUGGAACAAACAAUGUCAGCUCUCAAGAGGCAGAGUUUGUACAGCAGCCCUUUCAGUGCCGUCAGUUACGCGAGUUCCUAUAGUCCAAAUACCGGUAGUCCCUACAGCAGUGGUUUCAACUCUCCCUCCUCAACACCAGUGAAAUCUGCUUUAGUGAAACAGCUCAUACCUCCUGGUACCUCAGGUCAUCUUAAAAGUUCAGGAGACAGAAAUCCUCCGCUGAGUCCACAGUCCUCCCUGGACAGUGAAUUAAGUGCGUCGGAGAUGGAUGAAGACUCUAUUGGGUCUAAUUACAAGCUAAAUGAUGUUACAGAUGUGCAAAUUUUAGCACGAAUGCAGGAAGAAAGCCUCCGGCAAGAGUAUGCAGCAACUGCUUCUCGGCGUAGUUCUGGCUCCUCUUGCAAUUCCACGAGGCGCGGCACGUUCAGCGAUCAGGAGCUCGAUGCGCAGAGUUUAGAAGAUGAAGAAGAUGGCACACAUCACACAGUGCACCCUGCUGUCAGCAGGUUCUCACCAUCACCUCGCAGUUCUCCCUGGCCUUCACCAAAACAGUCUCCAAGAAAUUCACCUCGCUCUCGAUCACCUGCUCGGAGCAUAGAAUACAGCAGAGUGUCACCACAACCCAUGAUCAGCCGUUUACAGCAGCCUCGUCUUUCGCUUCAAGGCCAUCCUGCAGACUUGCAGACUAGUAAUGUCAAAAGUGAAGAAAAACUAAGGCGUAGUCUUCCAAACCUGUCCAGGACAUCUAACAUCCAAGCUGAGUCUGUGAAAAACAGCAGAAGUGACUCAAACUUCCAAGUGCCAAAUGGAGGAAUACCUCGCAUUCAACCUCAAGCCUCAGCCAUACCUUCUUCAAGUAAGUUCCGCUCACCUGCGGCACCAUCUCCCCUGGCUCUGCGACAGCCAGUGAAAGCAUUUAGUAACCAUGGACCUGGCUCAGUUGCCUCUCCAGAAGCCACACAGCUGACGCACAGCAGUUCUUCUCCGGGGCCUCUCGCAGCCCAGAGCUCAGGCCUGCCCAGCCCUGCCAGCAGUAUUAACAGUACAACUCUCACCAGACCGGCAGGGAUGAGGAGUGGUUUGCCCAGACCCAGUGCCCCUGCCUCAGGGGGCAUCCCAGUGCCUCGCAGCAAACUUGCACAGCCUGUUCGCAGAUCAUUACCCACUCCCAAAACCUAUGGCAACGUGAAAGACGAGAGUUGGAAAGAUGGCUGCUACUGAACUGUAAAGCUUAAUGCAAAGUUCCAGUGCUCUUGGAUGCUUCCUCACCAGGCUCAAAGACAGCUUGAUUAUACAAACUGUUCAGAUGUGACUUCUGGGAUUUGUAAAAAUUCCAAACCUCUCUGUCUCUAAUUAGCACAAACUGGCAGAGAUUAUGAAGCAGCACUUUAAUGACAUCUAACAUCAGAUGUUUGGUGGUCAUACAAUCACUUCUACGUUAGAUUGCUAUCAGUUCUGGGGGUUUUUUCUUGCUUGCUAAAAACGUAUCAAUAUGAGAGUGGCCAUGUGUGGGCAAAAACCUAACAAAUGCCAAAGAAAUGCCCA
This is a messenger RNA of Acanthisitta chloris (rifleman), 1671 nucleotides long. RefSeq names its product SLAIN motif family, member 2 (gene SLAIN2). Gene Ontology annotation, biological process: microtubule nucleation; positive regulation of microtubule polymerization; cytoplasmic microtubule organization. The transcript is spliced from 7 exons. The record is from RefSeq and is a predicted model, not a curated record. Gene Ontology annotation, cellular component: microtubule plus-end. Bases 139 to 1347 code for a protein of 402 amino acids. Lineage: Eukaryota; Metazoa; Chordata; Aves; Passeriformes; Acanthisittidae.